This is a messenger RNA of Hypanus sabinus (Atlantic stingray), 2355 nucleotides long. RefSeq names its product ubiquitin carboxyl-terminal hydrolase 47-like. The transcript has 14 exons. Gene Ontology annotation, molecular function: cysteine-type deubiquitinase activity; cysteine-type endopeptidase activity. Lineage: Eukaryota; Metazoa; Chordata; Chondrichthyes; Myliobatiformes; Dasyatidae. The record is from RefSeq and is a predicted model, not a curated record. Gene Ontology annotation, biological process: protein deubiquitination. Gene Ontology annotation, cellular component: cytosol; nucleus. The coding region runs from base 269 to 1513 and encodes 414 amino acids.
GAACUCCCGGUAAAGGAGACGGGCAAAGCUGUGGCCAGCAACCUACUGUCAAACCACUGCUCAAACCGCUGAGUUCCCCAGCAGGUUAUUUGUUGGCAAACAAGCGAAAAUCUGCUGACGCUGGAAAUCCGAGCAACUCAGCAGAGCAGAUUCGGCAGCUGUAGUAGAUACGGCAGUCGCGCUUGUGAAUUUGUACAUAUCAGAGUUUACUGGGAUACAGAAUAAGGGAGCCACCUGUUACCUGAAUGCACUGCUUCAAACUCUCUACAUGUCUAAUGAAGUGAAGGAUGCUGUCAUCAGAUUAAAAAACAGAACUAAGGCAAAUAAAAAGGCCAAACAGAUGAGCAUUGCUUACCAACUUGCAGUAUUAUUUGAAGAACUAGAAAAUAAAAGAACAGGAAAUACAAAUAAGAUUACAGAGGUCUUGGGCAUAAAUGUUACCAAACAACAAGAUGUAGCGGAACAUUUCCAACAGAUACUGAACAAGCUUGCUGAAGAUAGAAACAGUCAUAAUAUUUUACAGAUCUACCAAAGCAAAUUGAUUAAUUUCCUGACAUGUUCUGAGUGCAAGACUGAGUUCCUGGAAAAAUGCCAGCUUCUAGUUAUUCCUUUGCCUGUUCACUUAAACGAUUGUGGCAACAGCAUCCAAAGUGUGAAUGCAGCCCUUCAAGACUUUUUCAAAACUGUCAUUCUGGAUGGAGACAAUUUGUGCUAUUGUGACACCUGUCAAAAGAAAACCAAGGCAACGAUGAGAUACCGCUGUGAAAUUUUGCCACAGAUAUUGGUUCUUCAGCUGAAAAGAUUUGAGUUUGAUUACUCCAUGAAGUCUUUCAAAAAGUUGCACAACAAAGUGGAGAUUCCACAGCGCUUAAAAUUUCAGAAGAAUGAAAAAGUCGGGGAACCAGAAUGGAUCCCUUAUUCCACGAAGUCCGAAGAAUCAUCAAAGGCACUUAGGAAGCAACAAUCUUCAUCAGGAGCUGAAUCUGGCAAAAGAUCCAAAAGUAAGGAAGUUGAAGAAAAGCAGAAUUUGCAGCUGGAUGGGAGCCAGAGGAUUUUCACAACGUACAAACUGUUUGCAACCUGUGAUCAUAAAGGAGAAUUUGGCUUUGGCCAUUAUGUUGCUCACAUUAGACCAGAUACUUCCAAUAAAUGGUACAAUUUUAAUGAUACUUAUGUCUCUGAGGUGGAAAAUUUCUUUCCUGAAGUACGCCAAAACAAUACAGAGAGCAUGCCUUGUAGAAGAUCAUCAGAAGCAUAUUUGCUAAUGUACAGAAAGGAGAACAUGAACAGCAAUCAAGACGUCACUAAUGCAGAAGAGGGAGCUGAAAGAAUAAAGGCACAAAGACUACAUGAUGGAAAAAGCAACUAUCAAACAGAAACAAACGACAGAAGGAAAAUGGCAGAGUGUGAAAAAACAGAAGAAAAUCAAAUGGAAGAUCUGCCUAGAAAACGACAUAAAAACAGCAUCUUCAGUUGUUUUUCGGGGUUGAAUGAUGAAAGUGAAAUUAAUUAAUUGAGCAAUAUAAGACCGCAUCAUCCAGUUUCUUCAAAAUAAUUUUGUAUUCAUAUGGAAAUUCACAAGCAAAUUGUUUGAGUGAUUUACUUAAGCCAGAUCUGCACAAGCUUUUUCCUGGUUCAUUCAUAAUUCAUUGAUGGAUACUAUCGGUGGGGAUGACCUAACAGAGGAAAGUCACAGUGGUCGUGUCUCUGGCACUGCCUGCCUCUGUGACUCAGAAGGUUUGGCGGGAAGAGGGAAAGAAGAAGCACACUGUGCUGAUAUUCCUUAUCUCUCACUUACGAGUGCCUGAUUUGGCAGAAUAUAUAAAACUUUUAGCCCUUUUUAAAGUGCAGGUUUAAUUUAUUGUUGACCAACCUUCUGGUCAUUUGCCCACAUGUAUCCUAUCGCUCAAUGUUAAUAUUUUAUCUAAAUCUCGAUAAUAUUCUGUGAAAUGCUAUAAUUUCCAGCUCUAUGAGAGGUGCGAUAUGAACUGGAAUUCUGGUAGUGUGUUCGUUAGUUUCAAAGACUUGAUUAUUUUCUUCUUUUUGAAAAUAUAACAACUAAAUUACUUGACAAUGAACAGUUGACACUGACAAUAGAUGGGCUGAUGGUAGGUCGAGAAAAGAGAAAAACAGAGGGCUAAUUUAAAGGAGCAACUUUUUCACCAUACACAUUUACUCGUUUUAAGAAUUUGCUGUGUUCUGUUGGUGUAACGUGUAACAAAAACAACAUUUAACAAUUAUAAAGAAUAAUGAAUUAUAUAUAUAUCACCCUUGUUAAGAUUUGUACUCCUAUGAUGUAUCACUCUGUUCUGCUCUCAGCCUAUUUGGAUUUGAGUAAAGGGCUUUGUUGUUCAA